AUCGAGAACAUCUAUCAGACGGCCGACGAUGUGAGUGCCGAAGUACGGGAAGCGGUGCAGGAGCUGAACAAAAUGCGCAACAGGGCAUGCAAUCAGCCACUGGACAAGCACCAGAGCGCCCUGGACGUUAUCACACGCUACUACGAUCAGUUGGUUGCGAUCGAGAAUAAAGUGCCAAUGACGGCCACCCAGAACCCGAUAUCAUUCAAAUGGAAGGACGCAUUCGACAAGGGCUCGUUGUUUUUCGGCCGAGCAUCACUCAGUACGUCCUCAUCCACUGAUUUAGCUUCGGCUCUGAAUUUUGUGCCACACUUACCUACCCAUGCUGGUUGGGCACGGAUACCGCAGGCCUUUCUCCGCUCCUACUCCUUACCCCCCUCCUCCCAUGCAUGUCGGAGUCAAGCAGUAUUCAUUGUGUUUUUGCCGUGUAGCGCUAGGGCGAUGCAACCGGCAGCAAAAAAAUGCAACGAUCCUGUCUGUGUGUGUGUGUUUGUGUAUGUGUAUGUUCACCUGCACAGGUACUUCUACUCAGCUACCAAACAGGCUAUGAUACCGAAUUUUUGCCAGUGUGUUGCUUGGGUAGAUGCGACCCCAGGAACGUAA
This is a messenger RNA of Gongylonema pulchrum, 603 nucleotides long. The record is from the annotation of a GenBank genome assembly. NCBI's taxonomy places the organism in Eukaryota, Metazoa, Nematoda, Chromadorea, Rhabditida, Gongylonematidae.